Molecule: messenger RNA, 1034 nt
Organism: Drosophila nasuta
Lineage: Eukaryota; Metazoa; Arthropoda; Insecta; Diptera; Drosophilidae
Gene: Clc
Product: clathrin light chain
Exons: 2
Coding region: 161-808 (215 amino acids)
Biological process (GO): intracellular protein transport; clathrin-dependent endocytosis
Cellular component (GO): plasma membrane; clathrin coat of coated pit; clathrin coat of trans-Golgi network vesicle
Molecular function (GO): structural molecule activity; clathrin heavy chain binding
Source: RefSeq, a predicted model, not a curated record
GUGAACCAGUUCUACAUGAAACGACACAACUCUACUCAUUAACAAAAAAACGUAGAUUAAAACUGAAAAAAAAACAAUAUUAUUCCUGUUGUAUAUAGUGACGCACAAUAAAAUUUAAAUUAAUUUAACUUGUGUAAUAAAGAAAAAAUAAGAGAACAACAUGGAUUUUGCUGACGAUUUUGCACCCAAAGAAGAGGUCGACCCAGCAGCAGACUUUUUGGCACGCGAGCAGUCCGUUCUGGGAGAUCUCGAGGCCGAAAUAACGGGAGGAUCAGCCACAAAUGCCGCAGCUGCAGUGGCAACUGACGAUGGUCUUCUCGGUGCUGAGCUUGGCAGUGAAUUGUCUGCCAAUGUUGGAGGCGGUCUGGAAUCCUCGACCGGCAGCUUUGAAGUGAUUGGCAGCGAAUCAAACGAACCUGUUGGCAUCUCGGGGCCACCGCCAUCGCGCGAAGAGCCGGAGAAAAUCAAAAAGUGGCGUGAAGAACAGAAACAGCGCCUCGAGGAGAAAGAUCUCGAAGAGGAACGCAAGAAGGAGGAGUUGCGCCAACAGUCGAAGAAGGAACUGGACGAUUGGCUGCGACAGAUUGAAGAAUCGAUCUCAAAAACUAAACUGUCGUCACGAAAUGCCGAGAUUCAAGCCGCCUCCCUGGAGAAUGGCGCUAUUGAGCCGGGCACCGAGUGGGAACACAUUGCCAAGCUCUGCGAUUUCAAUCCUAAGGUGAACAAAGCGGGCAAAGAUGUCUCACGUAUGCGUUCCAUUUAUCUGCAUCUGAAGCAGAAUCCAAUUCAAGUGCAGAAGGGAGCCUAAACUAUAAUGACAAUGAAUGGAUUGGUCAACUGUGAAUUAGGCUUGCUCCUAAUAAAACAUAUUGAUUUGUUUUGAUUUGGAUGAAUUUGAAUUCUAUAAAUACAAUUGCUAUAAAUUCCAAUUAUAUUACAUAUGUAUUAAUAACUAUAUAUUAUAUUUGCUGAUUGAAUUGUUUAUGAUUUCACACACAUAUUUCAUAGAUAAUAAAGAGGCAUUCAGACAUAUA